AUGACUUGCUCGCAAGCAGUAGCACUUUUGACGCAGGGAUUGUGCGGAACACGGCAUUAUCCAAAAUGCCGGCAAAAAUAUUUUGAUCUAGUCUUAAAUGUCAGGACCGGUCAUGAGCUUCAGUCUUCCGACUAUAAAUCUUAUGAUACGGAGAAUAGUGAGCGUUGUUGCGCUUUCCAGGAAUUUUCUCGCAUGAGACGACAGCAAGCUGAAGUAUUUAGAUACGGCUUCUUUUUCCAGCGCGACUCCACCAAAGCAGCGGCUGGUGGGAUGGAAAUUAGCGAUUGUUUACCGCCAUCUUCAGGUUUCAUACCGCGGAGAUGA
Molecule: messenger RNA, 324 nt
Organism: Plasmopara halstedii
Lineage: Eukaryota; Oomycota; Peronosporomycetes; Peronosporales; Peronosporaceae
Exons: 1
Coding region: 1-324 (107 amino acids)
Source: RefSeq, a predicted model, not a curated record